Oncorhynchus gorbuscha (pink salmon) is the source of this 1892-nucleotide messenger RNA. RefSeq names its product proline-rich extensin-like protein EPR1. The transcript has 3 exons. The record is from RefSeq and is a predicted model, not a curated record. The annotation marks the transcript as partial. Lineage: Eukaryota; Metazoa; Chordata; Actinopteri; Salmoniformes; Salmonidae.
CUCCCCCCCGCUCCGCUCCCUACUCCGCUCCGCUCCUACUCCGGCUCCGCUCCUACUCCGCUCCUACUCCGCCCCGCUCCUACUCCCGCCCCGCUCCCUGCUCCGCCCCGCUCUACUCCGCCCCGCUCCCUACUCCGCCUUGCUCUGCUCCACUCCCCAUAACGUGCCGCGCCGCUCCUACUCCGUCCCGCUCGGCUCCCUACUCCGUCCAGCUCUGCUCCCUACUCCGUCCCGGCUCUGCCCUCGUCCGCUCUGCUCCACUCCGUCCACGCUCUGCUCCUCAAGUCGCUCUGCUCCGUCCGGCUCUGCUCCACUCCUACUCCGUCCCCGCUCUACUUCCUCCGUCCGCUCCCUACCCCGCCCGCUCUGCUCCACUCCCCAUAACUCGCUCUGCUCCCCUACUCCAUCCCGCUCUGCUCCUACUCCCGUCCCGCUCUGCUCCACUCCCCACGUCCGCGCACUCCCACUCCGCCCACAUCUGCUCCACACCCUACUCCGUCCGCUCUGUCACUCCCCAUAACGUCCCGGCAUGCUUUCCUACUCCGUCCCGUGCCCGCUCCUACUCCGUCCCGCUCUGCUCCACUCCCCAUAACGUCCCGCCGCUCCCUACUCCACGUCCCGCUCCGCUCCCUACUCCGUCCCGCUCCGCUCCCUACCUCCGUCCCGCUCAAACUCCCCCCGCUCCGUCCCGCUCCCCCCGCUCCGCUCCUAUUCACGCUCCGCUCCCACUCCGCUCCUACUCCGCCCCGCUCCCUACUCCGCCGGCUCCCUACUCCGCCCCGCUCCUCUCAACCCCGCUCCUACUCCGCCCCACUCUGCUCCUCCCCAUAACGUGCCGCGCCGCUCCCCUACUCCGUCCCGCUACGCUCCCUACUCCGUCCAGCUCUGCUCCCUACUCCGUCCGCUCUGCUCCCUACUCGUCCCGCUCUUUCUCCCUCCGUCCCGCUCUGCUCCCUCCGUCCCGCUCUGCUCCUCCGUCCCGCUCUGCUCCCGUCCGGCUCUGCUCCCUCCCUACUCCGUCCCAUCUCUCGCCUCGUCGCUCCCUACCCACCCCCGCUCUGUCUCCCACUCCCCAUGCGUGCACUCUGCUCCCUACUCCGUCCCCGCUCUGCUCCUACUCCGUCCCGCUCUUCUCCCUACUCCGUCCCCGCUCUGCUCCUCUCCGUCCCGCUCUGCUCCCCUACUCAUCCCGACUCUGCUCCACUCCCCUGCGUCCCGCGCCGCUCCACUCCGCCCCGCUCUGCUCCACACCCUACUCCGUCCCGCUCUGCUCCACUCCCCAUAACGUCCCGCGCCGCUUCCUACUCCGUCCCGCGCCGCUCCCUACUCCGUCCCGCUCUGCUCCACUCCCCAUAACGUCCCGCGCCGCUCCCUACUCCGUCCCGCGCCGCUCCCUACUCCGUCCCGCGCCGCUCCCUACUCCGUCCCGCUCCGCUCCCUACUCCGUCCCGCGCCGCUCCCUACUCCGUCCCGCGCCGCUCCCUACUCCGUCCCGCUCCGCUCCCCGUAGCGUGCCGCGCCGCUCCCUACUCCGUCCCGCUCCGCUCCCCGUAACGUCCCGCGCCGCUCCCUACUCCGUCCCGCGCCGCUCCCUACUCCGUCCCGCGCCGCUCCCUACUCCGCGCCGCUCCCUACUCCGUCCCGCGCCGCUCCCUACUCAAUCCGCGCCGCUCCCUACUCCGUCCGCCGCUCCUACUCCGUGCCGCGCUCCCUACUCCGUCCCGCUCCGCUCCCCCGUGCCGCGCCGCUCCCUACUCAGUCCCGCUCCGCUCCUGCUCCGCUCCUACUCCGCUCCAGCUCCCUACUCGCUCCGCUCCCUACUCCGCUCCCGCUCCCUACUCCGCCCCGCUCCCUACUCCGCCCCGCUCCCUACUCCGCCCCGCUCCCCGUAA